AUGGGAGGUCAUGAUCAUCAUCACGUGAAAACUCCACCAGUACCAGAUGCAUCAAUUUACAAAGUUGAAGACUAUCCGUACUUAAACAACAUUCAGAAACGGUUAGCUAAGCAUGGAUUAAAAGAUCCAUGGCUCAGAAAUCAUGUUUGGAGAGAAAUGUUAAAGGAUAGUGUCCCCAAGUACAAACGUAACUGGAUUAUGCUAGACAUGCUUACAAGAGGCUGGAAGCUUUGGGUUCCUUUGGUAGGACUUACAAUUGCAGUUGAGCAGUUUCUAGGCAUUGAUUAUCAUGCACAUGGCCAUGGUGAUGAACACACAAAGCAUCAUUGA
Phymastichus coffea is the source of this 330-nucleotide messenger RNA. It is a transcript of the gene ND-B12, whose product is annotated as NADH dehydrogenase [ubiquinone] 1 beta subcomplex subunit 3. Gene Ontology annotation, cellular component: mitochondrion. The record is from RefSeq and is a predicted model, not a curated record. The transcript has a single exon. The coding region runs from base 1 to 330 and encodes 109 amino acids. Lineage: Eukaryota; Metazoa; Arthropoda; Insecta; Hymenoptera; Eulophidae. Gene Ontology annotation, biological process: mitochondrial respiratory chain complex I assembly; electron transport chain.